CCGUCUCUAGAAAGUGAGUAGUCUGUGGAAACAGACAACCUCACGGAGGUUGGCUGAAUUUUCGCAAAGUGAAUUUUACUUGAAUAUUAGGUAUUAUUUUCUUCGCUUUAGCUUUGGGUGAUGAAAAAUUUGUAUUGUAGUUGAAUCGUAUAUUUUAAAGUGGCUUCGUUUCCAGUACAUUAUUUGGUGUUACUUGCUAUUCUUUAGAAAAAUAUACAGCGCCUCAUAAAAAUAAGAUAUCAUGGCGGUACCUACUACCGGUGUAGUUGUGCCUCGAAACUUUCGUUUAUUAGAGGAAUUAGAACAAGGUCAAAAAGGUGUAGGUGAUGGUACAAUCAGUUGGGGCUUGGAAAAUGAUGAUGACAUGACUCUUACGCAUUGGACUGGAAUGAUAAUUGGACCACCUAGAACACCAUAUGAAAAUAGGAUGUAUAGUUUAAAAAUUGAUUGUGGUCAAAGAUAUCCAGAUGAUGCUCCCAAUGUAAGAUUUUUAAGCAGGAUCAACAUGAAUUGUAUCAACAGUACUACCGGUGCAGUUGAUAAUCGCAGUGUACCAGUACUUGCAAAGUGGCAACGAGAAUAUACAAUUAAGACAGUUCUUCAAGAACUUCGCCGUUUAAUGACAUUGAAAGAAAAUAUGAAAUUGUCCCAGCCUCCAGAGGGUAGCACUUUUUAGCCUAACCAUAUGUAAACAUAACACCUCUUCCUUUCUGCGGUAGCAUGGGGCGAGAUUCAAUGAAGGUACCAAAUAAUAUUAAAUGGGUACCGAGUAAAGACAUAUAUUAAGAAGUAACACCUGUAUAAAAAGAAAACGGAGGAGAUAAUGACUAUAAAAGUUGAUUCAGUGUUUUCAAUUUACUAAAGUAUUUACUUACAAAACUUAUAACUCAUUUGUUAUUACUUAUUUCUUAAAUUUAAAACAUUUCAUACAUAUAUAAAUAUGUAUACAUGUUAUGUAUAUGUGAAAUAUAUAUACAUAUAUUUAUAUAUAUACAUAUAUAUAUAUAUAUGUAAAUUUACUGUUUUAAUUUUAAUAUUUUAUUUUAAAACCAUGCCCACACAUUUAAUUUAAGAAAAUGCUGUUUCAGCUUUUUAAGUAAAUACAAUCUGAAACAAAAGUCAUAUUUUGAUUCUUAAGCUGGAAACACAGACUGUAAUAAAAAAUAAUAAUCAUUAAGAAUAACUUAUGCCUUCAAAGUUUUUUAAAUGAAACAAAAUUGCCUGAAUGACAUUUUAGUUUGAGCAUAAGUGCCAUUUCAUGAUGGAGGUGUCUCAGUAAUUACUAUUGUAGACAAUUCUAAAUUUUAAUAAUUUAUACUUCUGUGUGCUCAUUUUUACCAAGCCUUACUUUACUUUUUCUCUGUUGUUAUUAAGAUUUUCGCAAAUAGCAGGUUGUUGAGAUCAACAUUUAAUAUGUAAUAACGUGCCUUUUUGUGCAAGCAGCAUAAAAGUGAGCAUAUAUUGAGCGUGUUUGGUUGAGACAUCAUCCAAGAACGGCCUCUUAUUCUAUAUUAAAAAGAAAAAGAUAUUUCUUAAAUAAAUUAUGUUACAAUUGAAAGUAAUGAUUUGAUGUGUAAUAACAUGUGGUUAAUGGUAUAGUGUUUUGCAUCAUUGGAUACAUCAAUGUAUGAAGCAUUAGAUUAAAAAUGCUUAUCAUACUUUUCAUUCCACUACUUAUAUAUUAGAGAUAUAUUUUAAGUCCUUUUUUGGUCAUUAUAGUGCGGAUAUAGUACCCAUAUAUUGUUUACUCUUUGAUCAAAGCUUCAUAAUUGAUGUAUUAAUAAAAUCAUACUUAAUUUUUAAUAAAUAUCCAAAGUACCAUAAGUAGAUUUUCAACCAUUAGGGAAUCAAGUUUGAAUGCUAGUGUAAUUCUAUCAUGAAUUGCUACGAACUAUACCGUUCCCAUAAAGUUGUAUACAGAACGGAAAAGGGUUUUCCAUAAUUAUGUUACAUUUUAAAAAAAGAGAGAGCGAGCGAGCGAACGAGAGAGAGAGAAAGAGAGAGAUAGAAAUAUAAUCAUAAAUUAUUUCAAACAUAAUAUAAUUUUUUUGAAAUUUUAUUAUCCAAAUUGUAAAGAUGUCGAUCCUUACUUUUAAAGUAAAUCCAAACCAAAGUACGAGAUUUUAA
This is a messenger RNA of Frieseomelitta varia, 2127 nucleotides long. RefSeq names its product ubiquitin-conjugating enzyme E2 variant 2 (gene Uev1A). The transcript is spliced from 4 exons. Gene Ontology annotation, cellular component: nucleus. NCBI's taxonomy places the organism in Eukaryota, Metazoa, Arthropoda, Insecta, Hymenoptera, Apidae. The coding region runs from base 242 to 676 and encodes 144 amino acids. The record is from RefSeq and is a predicted model, not a curated record. Gene Ontology annotation, biological process: DNA damage tolerance; protein K63-linked ubiquitination.